AUGGAGGCAGCCGAUACCAUUUCACCGUCGAAUAUCGAAUUAGAAGAGAAGCAAAAUGAUGGAUUAGCUGUUAAUCGAGAUAAAAAAAGAACACGAUUUAAAAGUCCGAUAAGACAUAUCUUCAAGCCGAAGAAGAAUGAUGAAAGUUCAUCAUAUUAUCGACUUCAGGAAGAAAAACAAUAUUCAGAUUUACAGUUCAAAGAACCAUCCGUGAAAGUACCAGUCUAUGCGAUUAGCUUAGCUGCCGGCCUUUUUCUUGUUGGAACAGUGAUGAUAACAUUAGGUGCACUAAUGUUAACUGGUCGAAUUGAAACACAAUAUAGUGAUCGCACAUGGCCGUUGAUACUCAUAGGAUCGAUAAUUAAACAAGGGCAACAGCGAGAAACACAAACUGAACGAUGUGUAUGCGAGUUGAUUGUGAUAAAUGCGGCAAGCCGACGUGGAAAGGUUGUGGUCAACAUAUCGAACAAGCGCUAA
Molecule: messenger RNA, 477 nt
Organism: Adineta ricciae
Lineage: Eukaryota; Metazoa; Rotifera; Eurotatoria; Adinetida; Adinetidae
Source: the annotation of a GenBank genome assembly